UACUCUGCAUAUAUUGCCUACUCAAACUGUAAAGAACAUUUAGCCAACUUUCAAUUAAUUUGACAUCAUUCCGACUUUAAAUGACAUUACCAGUUAACACAUUUUCAUAAAUUAACAUUAGUAAACUGCAACAUAGGCUUACUAUUUACCAGCUACGCCAUCCUCAUCGGGACCGCCUCCUCUUAAGUAGGAAUAAUAAUCAGCAGACAUUAAUAAUGUAUGGAUGUUGGCUAUACAUGGAGAUUAUCUAGGGUAAACGUCAGCCAAAAUCAGGUGAUUUGAGGAAUAAGAGUAUCUGUCCUUAUAGCGACAUAUGACACUUUGUAGGUGAAGUUAAAUGGAGCCGACAGGACAUCAAAUGAGAGAAUAAAUGACUAGUUCUUCCGUAUCUCUCUCCCAUCGGCUCUCCCAUCAUUUGUUCUCCCUCCCAUCUGUUCUUGUGUUCCUCCCUGUUUCUCUCUCUCUCUCCUCCCACUCGGUGGACGGUCAGCCGUUAACAGACACCGAUCACUAGUCGUCAGCCAUGUUGUUGGUGUGACACACCGAGCUGUCAGCAACAGGUUUUUCUACUCUUGAGCAACAAGGACUACUAAACUUUUAACAUUUCUUCCAUAACACUGCUCUCCUUGGACAACAACGCUUCACAGUGUCCGGGGACACCGUCCAGAAGUAGUGGAUGAUAACUUCAGAAGCUCGGAAGUUGAUGUUUUGUGGCCGUUGUGAGAGAGAUGGCUGCGAGCAGUAGCUGAGGACACCACCGGGAUUUCCCCCUCUCUGCCUCUGCCACCUGCAAAGAUGAAUGGUGGCCCAAGUGUUUGGGCGAUCUCUCCACAGGAGAGGGUCAAACAUGAUCAGAAGUUUGACACCCUCUUCCCAUCGAUGGGCUAUGUCUCAGGGGAGCAGGCAAGGAAGUUUUUACUCCAAUCAGGGCUUCCUGCUUCAGUUUUGGCUGAGAUAUGGGCUCUGGCUGACAUGAACAAAGAUGGGAAGAUGGACAGGUUGGAGUUUUCCAUCGCUAUGAAGCUCAUAAAGCUAAAACUCCAGGGUACACAGCUUCCCGCAGCACUGCCAGUCAUCAUGAAGCAGCCUCCAGUGCCUGCUCCCAGCCUCACUAACCCCACCUCAUUAUUGACCAACCCAGCCUAUGGUAUGGCUACUGUGCCUAACAUGUCCAUGAUGACCGGGACAAACCUUGCAAUGUUUACCCCUCUCUCAAUGGCAUCCGCUGGACUCUCACCUUUGACCCCAAUGACGGGCCUCACCCCUUUGGUUCCUACAGCAACAGGCCUGAGCCCUCUAAUGGCCUCCACCUCUUCCAGGCCCCUGAUGCCAACCAUGGGAAGCGCCACCUUGCCUAAUGGCACCAUUGGAAUUCUCGACCCAUACGCAGCUGGAGCUUUGGCCCCUGGCCUACCUCGCUCUGCAUCCCCCUUCUCCUCUCCGCUCGGACUCUCCUCUUCUGGUAUGAACAAGGCCUCAUCCCUGCUGGACCUAAGAUCUAUCAGCUCCGCUUCCUCUUCCCCUUCUGUGAUGUCCCCUUUGGUUACUGUUCCCAGCGACUGGGCUGUGCCACAUGCCUCCAGACUCAAAUACAGACAGCAGUUCAACAGCUUGGAUAAACACAUGUCAGGAUACCUCAGUGGUCAGCAGGUGAGAGGUGCCAUGGCGACCACAAUGCUGACUCAGACACAGCUGGCUUCCAUCUGGACUUUAGCUGAUGUGGACAAGGACGGGAAACUAAAAGCUGAGGAGUUUAUACUGGCAAUGCAUCUUGUGGACAUGGCAAAAAUUGGACAACCACUGCCGCUAACACUGCAAACUGAACUGGUACCACCUUUGCAAAGGGGUGCAGUGAAUGGAUCCAGCUCUUCUCUAUAUGCUGCUCUGACUGAUGACUUGGACAUAGAACCUCCACAGAAAGCAAAACCAAACAUGUCGUUCGAGGAUAAAUUCAAAGCCAACCUGGAGCGAGGAAACGCAGAGCUGGAGAAAAGACGUCUGACGCUGCUUGAUGCGGAGAGGAGGGAGAGUGAGCGGCGCGCUCAGAAGCAGAGAGAGGAGCAAGAAAAGAGAGAGAGGGAGGCUCGGGAGGUCGAGGAGAGGAGGAGGAGAGAGGAGGAGAGGAGGCUGGAGCGACAGAAAGAGCUGGAGAGGCAGAAAGAAGAAGAGCGACUGAGAGAGAUAGAGAGAAAAGAGGCUGCACAGCGGGAGCUUGAGCGUCAGAGGAAGGAGGAGUGGGAGAGGAGGCGGCGAGGGGAGCUCAAGAUAAAGAAGGACCAGGACCAGGAUGAUAUCGUCAGAUUGAAAGCUAAGAAACAGAGUCUUGAGAUGGAGCUGGAGGCUGUGGGUAACAAGCACCGUCAGAUCUCAGACCGACUGCGUGACUUUCAGAACAAAAAGAAACAUCAGAAGACGGAGCUGGAUCUGACCAAUCAAAGGAAAGGGACUCGCCAGCAGGACAUUAACGAUCUGCAGAAACAGCUAGAGGAGUUCCAGAGGAAGUUGUCCCAGCUGACUCCGGAGCAGAAGAGACUGACUGAGAAACUCAGAAACAUGUCUGUGAAUAACUUGCCUGUGUCGACCAGGUCCACCCUGAAGGUGGUCGUGACAGAGAAAAAAGGGACGUGUCUGAAACUACGAGAGCAGCUGGAUGCCCUGGAGAAAGAGACCUCCGCCAAACUGUCUGAGAUGGACGAGUACAACAAAGAUGUGCAGGAAAUGAGAGAGAGCCAGAGAAAACAGCAGGCAGCACUUGAGAAUCUACGGAGCAUCAAAGAGGACAAACGGCAUGAGCUGAGUCGUAGGAAGGAGGAGGAAGAGCAGAGGAAGAGGAGAGAAGAGGAGAGGAAAAAACAGGAGGAGGAGGAAGCUCAGAGGCUUAUUAAGAUAGAAAAAGAGCGCCAGUGGCAGGAGAAGCUAAGGAAGGAUGAAGAGGCGCGUCAGAGGAGGCUUCAGGAGGAGAAAGAGACCAAACAGAGGGAGGAGGCGGAGAGAGAGAAACAGGCUCUCAUCCAGGCUGCCAAGGAGCAGGUUGAACGAGAACUCAGAGCAAAGGAUGAGGCAGAGCAAAAGAGAAGAGAGAUGGAGGAGAGGAAGAAAAGAGAAGAGGAGGAGCGACGGAAACAAGCAGAGAGAAGAAGGCAGGAUGAGGAGAGGAGGCGGCAGGAUGAGGAGAGGAGGCGGCAGGAUGAGGAGAGGAGGCAGCUGGAGGAUGAGAGGAGGCAGCUAGAGGAAGAGAGGAGGAAACUUGAGGAAGAGAGGAAGAAAGAGGAGAAGAGACGGAAAGAAGAAGAGGAGCGCCGCAAGAGGGAGGAAGAGAGGAAGAGGUUAGAGGAGGAGCGGAGAGAGGAGGAGCGCAGAAGAGAAAAGGAGGAAGAGGAGAGGAGGAGACAAAGGGCGGCCAUCGCCGCCGUUCGAGAUGCAGAGGAGAGGAGAAAGCAAGAGGAGGAGAUGAAGAAGAGGGAAGAGGAGGACAGGAGAAAGAGGGAUGAAGAUAGGAGGAAGCUUCAGCAGCAGCAGGACGAGGAUAGGAGGAAGCGUGAGGAGGAAAGAAAGAGGGUGGAGGAGGAAAGAAAGAGGGUGAGAAAGAGAAAGGAGGAGGCAGCUCAUCAGCAGCAGCAGCAGCAGCCGCCGCUGAGUGGAGUAGGGAAGGUGGAUAUUCAGGGGAAACUGACGGCUCUGCUGAGAGGACUGGAGGAGAGGAAAGGUGGGCAACCCAGGGCCACACAACACAGGAAGUCAGCAGCCCUCACAUCCUUCAAAGCUCUCUACCCGUUCACUGCCCGAAACAAUGAAGAGCUCAACUUCACUGCAGAUGAUAUGAUCGAGGUUGAUGAGUCGACAGAGCGGGAGGAAGGUUGGCUGUAUGGCAGCCGACUGGGGAAGAUGGGUUGGUUCCCAGAAAGCUACGUCGAGAGAGUGGCCCCUUCAGACACAGCUAACAAUGCUGCUGCUGCUGCUGCUCCUACUAAAAUGGUGCUCCACUCACAGCUUUCCAAUGCACUCGAGGCUGUCAAGGCAGCAGGCACAAAAUCUGCCUUCACGCCAACACACUCUCCAAACCCUGCUCCCUCUGACACACAAGGACAGCAGGUGGUGGGUAACCUGUUGGCCCAGGCCCUGUGUUCGUGGACAGCAAAGACAGACAGCCAUCUGAACUUCAAUAAGGACGAUGUCAUUCAGGUGUUGGAGCAGCAGGAGAAUUGGUGGCUGGGAGAGUUAAACAGUGAAAAGGGCUGGUUCCCCAAAACAUACGUGACGCUGCUGGGAGAAGAGGAGAGUUCAGACAUGAAGAGCUCCCCUCCUGAUGCUUCGGAGUCUAGCGACAGUCUUCAGCUUGAAGAAUACACGGCGUUGUACACCUAUGACUCUCCGGAGCUUACUGAUCUGACGUUUAGUGAGGGAGAUGUGAUCCUGGUGAGCAAGAGGGAUGGAGAGUGGUGGCACGGCUCUAUAGGCGACAGCACAGGCGUCUUCCCCAGCAACUACGUCAAACCUAAAGAGACAGAUACAUCAAGUAUAUCUGCAAAGAAGAAGCCAGAGAUCGCCCAAGUGAUUAGACCCCGUCCCUCUACCAGCCCUGAACAGCUGAAUCUGGAAAUUCCCCAGCUCAUCCUCAUCCUCGGCAAGAACCCCUCUGGCUGGUGGCUCGGAGAACUGCAGGCCCGUGGUAAAAAGCGCCAGAAGGGCUGGUUUCCCUCCUCUCAUGUCAAAGUACUGGGAUCUAACAGCGGCAAGUCCACGCCAGCACCCCAACCAGUCUGUCAGGUGAUAGCAAUAUACGACUACACAGCCGCCAACGGGGACGAGUUGAGCUUCUCCAAAGGUCAGCUGAUCAACGUUUUUGACAAGAACGACCAUGACUGGUGGAAAGGAGAGAUCAACGGGGUCACUGGUCUCGUCCCCACUAAUUACGUAAAGAUGACCACAUCAGAUUGUGACCCCAGCCAGCAGUGGUGUGCAGACCUAAACAGCCUGGACUCAUUGAGUAGUCAGGAGAAGAGGAGACAGGGUUACAUCCAUGAGCUGAUCGUGACUGAGGAAAGAUACAUGAAAGACUUGCAGAUUGUUCUGGAGGUUUUCCAUAAGCCUAUGUCGGAGUCGGGUCGGCUGAAUGAGGCAGAGAUGGAAAUGAUCUUCGUCAACUGGAAAGAACUGCUGGCCUGCAACUCUAAAAUACUCAAGGCACUACAUGUGCGUAAGAAGAUGGGUGGGGAGAACAUGCCGGUGCAGAUGAUCGGUGAUAUCCUGGCCGCGGAGCUGUCCCACAUGCAGCCCUACAUCCGCUUCUGUUCCUGCCAGAUCAACGGAGCAACGCUGCUCCAGACGCGCAUCGACAGCGAGCCAAGCUUCAAGGAAUUCCUCAAGAAAAUCGCCACAGACUACAGGUGUAAAGGGAUGCCGCUGUCCAGCUUCCUGCUGAAACCCAUGCAGAGGAUCACACGCUACCCACUGCACAUCAAAAACAUCCUGGAGAGCACCGUAGAGGGCCAUACUGACCAAGGCUCUCUUAAAGAGGCUCUGGAGAAGGCGGAAGAACUCUGUAAACAGGUAAACGAGGGCGUGAGAGAGAAGGAGAACUCUGACCGACUGGAAUGGAUCCAGAACCACGUACAGUGUGACGGCGCUGCAGAGCACCUGGUCUUUAACUCUCUUACCAACUGUUUGGGCCCCAGGAAGCUGCUCCACAGCGGCAAGAUGAACAAGGUAAAGAGCAACAAGGAACUCUGGGCUUUCCUCUUUAACGACUUUCUGCUUUUGACUCAUGCGGCUAAACAGUUCACCUCGUCUGGGCCUGAUAAACUGUUCAGCAACAAGAACAAUGUACAGCUCAAGAUUUACAAGCCGCCUGUUCUGCUAAAUGAGGUUCUGGUGAAGCUGCCGGAUCCUUCUAGCGACGAGCCCACCUUCCACAUCUCACACAUCGAUAGAGUCUACAUACUCAGGACCGACAACAUCAAUGAACGGACGGCUUGGGUUCAGAAGAUCAAGGCUGCAUCUGAAGAAUUUAUUGAAACAGAGAAGAAAAAAAGGGACAAGGCCUAUCAAGCCCGAACUGUGAAGGCUAAUGGAAUCGGCAGACUUCUUGUCACCAUCUUGGAGGCCACUGAACUCAAGCCAGCCAAACCCAAUGGUAAAAGUAACCCUUACUGUGAAGUGACCAUGGGAGCUCAGAUGUUCACGUCCAGAACGCUCAACGACACUCUGAACCCUAAGUGGAACUUCAACUGUCAGUUCCACAUCAAAGACCUUUACCAGGACGUCCUCUCCAUCACCAUCUUUGAAAAAGACCAGUUUUCACCUGAUGAAUUUCUGGGUCGGACGGAGGUACCUGUGGCAACCAUAAAGAAAGAGUUCGAAAACAAGGGACCGGUAACGCGUCGUCUUCUGCUGCACGAGGUUCCUACAGGGGAAGUGUGGGUCCGCCUUGACCUGCAGCUCUUUGCCAACAAAUAGACGUAGAGGAAGAACUGAAAUAAUAAUAAUUCUACCAACACAUCCAAAUACGGAUAUUUUCAUCCUAACCAAAUAAGACGGGCUGCUUUUUGUCUUCUGAACAAACUCGGAUGGUUCCCUUCCACAAACCCAAAUCAAACAAGACACCCCUGAACUGAACACACAUUACGCCUUAAUAUUUUAAUAUUACCCAGCACUAAUAAUACCUCUUCUGUCAUCUGAAUCUUCCAGUAGGGGAUUAGCGUCUGAUGUCAUCUGAACACACCAAUAGGAGUCAGAUCUCUCCCUUUUUUUCUGGCACAGAUAGAAAAGAUAGCGCAUCUGCACAAUAUGCACUGUAUUAUCUGAAGGAGGUAAAAGGAAGAACUACAGCCUGACCUCUUAAACAAUGGAGACAGAGUGUGUCAUGAAGCUGAAUCUGGGUCUUCUGCUGUACAAAUGUAUAGCCUUCAGACAGAGGUAGACCUGGACAAAGACUGUUUGGAAACAAAUAAAUAAUCAUAAUAUUAAGAAAUCAAUAAAAUAUAACUGCUCUAAUCGAUUAUCUAGAAUCUUAACAGCUCCGUAUCUCAGU
This is a messenger RNA of Anarrhichthys ocellatus (wolf-eel), 7030 nucleotides long. RefSeq names its product intersectin 2b (gene itsn2b). The transcript is spliced from 41 exons. The coding region runs from base 796 to 6456 and encodes 1886 amino acids. Lineage: Eukaryota; Metazoa; Chordata; Actinopteri; Perciformes; Anarhichadidae. The record is from RefSeq and is a predicted model, not a curated record. Gene Ontology annotation, biological process: positive regulation of Rho protein signal transduction; intracellular signal transduction. Gene Ontology annotation, molecular function: calcium ion binding; guanyl-nucleotide exchange factor activity; protein binding.